Acanthochromis polyacanthus (spiny chromis) is the source of this 5890-nucleotide messenger RNA. It is a transcript of the gene nwd1, whose product is annotated as NACHT and WD repeat domain containing 1. Bases 1 to 5085 code for a protein of 1694 amino acids. The transcript is spliced from 19 exons. Gene Ontology annotation, molecular function: protein binding. Lineage: Eukaryota; Metazoa; Chordata; Actinopteri; Pomacentridae. The record is from RefSeq and is a predicted model, not a curated record.
AUGCUCAGCAGCUACAACUGCAGCUCAUGUGGGAGAAGUGGUUGUUUUGGAGUGGAGUCUCUGAGGAGGUUCAACAGGCUGGAUACUGGCGAGCAGGUGACAGAGGGAACAUCAGACGACCGAAAGAGGAGAGAGGAAGAAGACUGUGGUUUUAGGCUGAAGAUGAUGGCCGAGGGUCUAGCAGCAGCAGGAGGAGAUGUCAGCCUGCAGGACAUCCUGAGAGGAUGGACGGGUGGAUCUCAGAGAAUCAAGUCCAACAUGGUCAGAGUGUUCAUCAGCUCCACAUUCACAGAUAUGAGCAGUGAGAGGAAAGCCCUGCUGGAGAAGGCUUACCCAGAAGUCCUGUCCUUCUGUCGCAGUUUGGGGCUGGUGUUUGAGGUUGUGGAUCUGCGUUGGGGUAUUCGAAAUGUUCCGUCUGGAGACCAUGAAGCCUGUGAGAUCUUCCUGCAGGAGAUCCAGAGAAGUCAGAGGAUGUCAGCUGGUCCAGCUUUCACUGCGCUGCUGGGAAACCGGUACGGCCACCGAGCUCUUCCUCGUCAUAUCCCAGAGAAACAGUUUGACGUUUUUUUGGCCAAGCUCCAUAAAAACCCUGAAGGCCUUAAGCAGCUGAAUCAGUGGUUCCUAAAGGACAACAAUGCUGUCCCGCCCACCUACGUUCUGCAGCCAAUCACAGCUCACUUCCCACACUACAGCGACCUCCGACCUGAGAGUAGGCAGCAGCACGACAGCAAUGUCCUGUCCUGGCGUUUAACAGAGAAUCAGCUGUUGCAACUCCUACGAUCUGCGGCCGCUGACUCUGAGGCAGCCGGAGACAUUACAGCUGAGCAGAAACAACACUUUCACACAUCAGUCACAGAGCGGGAGUUUGAGCAGGGUUUGUGGAAGGACAACCAUGCGCCGCCUGCUGUGCUUUUUGUCCGAGAGAUUCCCCACCAGAGAGUGAGGGAUGGUCCCAAACGUCUCGCCAAGUUCAUGGACGUCACCGCUGACGGGCUGCUGGACACUGAAGCUCAGGGACUCCUCAGUGGGCUGAAGUCACGGCUCCAUGCAACGUCGCAGCAGAUCCUCAACCUGCACUGUGUGGAGCUCAGCAAAGGAAGCAUCGAUCCCAAACGCAAAGAGCACAGUCAGUACCUGGACAGCGUCUGUGAGCAGUUUGUGUCGCAGAUGAAGGCCCGGAUUGGAGCAGCAGUCGACUUGUCGGUGGAGGGCGGGAGGAGGAGGAGGAUCCGAGGAAACACUCAGGAGGAGAACCUGGAUGCGUCGGACUGGAUGGUUGAGGAGGUGAUGCAACACGUAGACAUGAGUGUUAAACUGAGUAAAGGUGUCCAUUGUAGGGAGGGCCUUCUGGGUAAGCUCUGCCUCGCCAUGUGGGAGUCCACCAAUGUCCGCCACAGCCCGCUGGUGGUACACGGCACUGCUGGAAUAGGGAAGACAUCUCUGCUGUGCAAACUGGCGCAGGAGAUGCGAAGUGUCCUGGAGUCUGGGGCGGUGGUGGUGAUCAGGCUGCUGGCAGAUCGUCACCCUCAGAGACCCAACAUUGACCAUGUCCUCCGCAGUGUCUGCCUCCAGGUAUGUCUGGCCUGUGAUCUGGUUCCACCCUCACCUCUGACCACCAACACUCACCUGGAGCUGCUGGAGUUCUUUAGGAAAGUUCUUUCAGACGUUUCACAGCAGGGGAACACGUUGCUCAUAAUCCUGGACUCUCUGGACCAGCUGUCAGACCAACAUCAUGCUCACAAGCUCCAUUGGCUGCCUGUCGACAUCCCGCCCAAUGUCCACCUGGUGGUCUCCAUGGACACCAACAGUGAGGCGUUUGCCAGCAUGCGGCUGAAACUGGACUCUUUGGGGAGCUUCUUUGAGGUGAAGCGUUUGUCUCGUGAUGAUGGCAAACACAUCAUGGAGUCGUACCUGCGAGCGUCUCAGCGAACAUUGACCUCUGAACAGAGCGAUGCUUUGCUGCGGACUUUCGAGCUGACUGGCUGUCCUCUACACCUCAGACUGAUGCUGUCUGCAGCCAAGCGCUGGAUGUCAUUUACGACACUUACUGAGCUGCGUCUGGGCGCCAGCAUGCAGGAGAUGAUGUCACAGCUCUUCCUGAUGCUGGAGGAGAAACAUGGGAAGGAGCUUGUGGGUGGAGCUUUGGGAUACAUCGCUUUGGCAAGGGAAGGUCUGCUGGAGGUGGAGCUGCGUGAUGUCAUGUCCCUGGAUGAUGAUGUCAUCAGCGAGGUGUAUAGGUACUCACUCCCUCCGACGCCCUCGAUGAUCCGGCUGCCCCCCCUCCUCUGGGCUCGGCUCAGAUGGGACCUUGAGGACCAACUGGAGGAACGGUGGAGUGGCGGAGUUGCCGCCAUCGCCUUCAACAGCCGGCGUCUCUAUGAGGCAGUUUCGGCCCGCUAUCUGACAUCAGAGAGGCGGGGACGGACUCUCAGGAAUCUGGCGGAGUAUUUCCUGGGCCGGUGGUCAGGGAAGCUGAAGCCAGUGGCUCUGCCAGGUCUGUCACUGCUGCUGUCUGACAGAAAGGUCCCAUCACAGCCACUGUGGUUUGCUUCAGGAUUAGCUAACGUCAGAAAGCUCCAGGAGCUGCCCUACCACCUGCUGCACGCCGGCCUGUGGGAUGAACUGCAAGAACAAGUCAUUGCCAGUGCUGAGUGGCUUUACUGUAAGAGCAGAGUGUGUGGGGUGUCCAGCGUGAUCCAAGACCUGGACCAGUGUUCCCAGUACAUGGGCUGCACUGAAACUGGAUUGAUCAGAGAUGCUCUGGUUUUGAUCAAACCCAGCCUGGACUUCUUGGAUGGUCACAUGGACAUGUCUCUGUUCUACACUGAGCUUUUGGCUCGACUCUCUUCCCUCGCCACCACCUUUCCCACUGUGGUUGGCCAGCUGUGCAGGCAGUGUGAGGAGUGGUUGAUGUCGUGUCCAGAGCCGGCUCUCAUCCCAAAGACCAGCUUCCUGCAGCAGCCAGGGGGGGCGCUGCAGCACACACUGACUGCACUGCAGGGAGGCGUCGUCUGCGUGGACAUCAGCACUGGCAUGAAGCUGCUGGUUGCAGGAUCAGAUGAUGGUGUGGUGGCGGUCUGGAGCCUCGCUGACAAACAGCUCAUACACACUCUGCUGGGACACACAGCCGCAGUCCUGUCUGUGAAAGUGAUGGACAGCUCCGCCCACUGCCUCUCAUUGGCUGCCGACAGCUCUCUGAGGAAGUGGAGCCUGACCAACGGCCAACAGCUGCUCUGUAUUCAGGAGGUGGUGCCCGCUGACUCCACCCCUUCCUCAGUGCACCUCCACCUGUCUGAGCAGCUACUCUUUGUGUACACCAGGACACAGGUGAAGGUGUGGAGACUGGACGGUUCUGAGCUCCAUCUCAGCUGCAGCAGUGAUGAGGUCUGGCUGGUUCUGGGGGUUCUUGGAGAAUCUGUUGUGUCUCUAUUAGACUCCGGUCGAGUCAGAAUAUCUCAUCCAGUUAACGGGACCCAAACUGUGAAGCCUCAGCUGGAAAACCUAUCAGGCAGUCUGACUCCUGUGAUUUCUGUUACGUUACCUAAACAAGGAAAAGUGUUAGUAGUGUCUAAAGAAGGAUUCCUCCACCAGAUUUCCCAGAUCGGUAAACACCCUCCUGCUGACUUCCCUCUGCUUCCUUCUUUACUGUCAGUUACUGAAGAUGAGAAAAUCCUGUUGGCGGGCAGUGAGCGAACUCUGAGCCUCUUCAACAUCUGCAUGCACUCUGUGGACAGAUUCCUCGAUCUCCAGCAUGAUGACACUGUUUUGUCUGCCUGCAUCUCUUCAGACUGCACACUGGUCGUCUCUGGAGCUGCAGAUCAGCUCAUACGAAUCUGGUCGGUCACCACUGGCACUCUACUGGACACUCUGUGUGGUUCAGACGCUCCGGUCACCUGUGUGCUUCUCUAUAACGGCUUUGUGGUUUCUGCCUCAACGGCUGCAGCCUCUGUCCAGCUAUGGAGUCUGAAAUAUGACCGUCGCCACAAACCCGCUGCCCACAUCCCUGCUGGCUCCGCCCACGUCGCCAUCACCAAAGACACAGAUCGAGUUUUCUACGUCCGACAGCAGAGUCAGACGGAGGUGAUGAGCUGGAACAGUAUCACAGGUCAGAGUUCUCUAUCAGAACGUUUGGCUGUCUCUGCUGAGGUUUGCUGCCUGGAGAUAGCUCAACACAAACGUAUGCUGUUCUGCGGCCUGACCAGCGGCACCGUCCUCAUCUACCCGUUAGCUCUGCCGGAGGAGACGCUCUGCAUCCCCCCUCCAGAGAGCCUGUCCAGGGUGCUCUGCCUGGCCGUCAGCUCCCAGGAGAAGCACUUGGCGGUGGCCUACGAGGACUCGGUGUGUCUGUUCGAGAUCACCACCAGAGACAGCUUCCCCACAGUGGAGGGGCCCCUGCAGAGGUUCCCCCUGUCCCUCCUUCAUGCCUCAGUCUCCUCCAUGGCCCUGCUGCCUGACCGCAAGCUGCUGUAUGGGUCGAGCUGUGGGGAGGUGAAGCUGCAUGACUUCGACAGCGGCAGAAGCUCCGGCCUAGAGCCUCAUCACAGCAGAGUGACCUGCGUGACGGGCAGUAACUGGGGGACUCACGCUCUGGUGGGCUCUGAGGACGCUGUGCAGAGGCUGUGGGCCCUGAACCCACUGGCCUUGGACCACACCAUGGAGUACAAGGUCAGGUUUUUCUUUGAGGGCGUCCUUUCUGCUGCAUUCUCAGACAGCGACCACUUCGUCUUCACAGGGUCUCAGGACAGAACCGUCAAAGUCUGGGACGUGGCCUCAGGAAAGCUGCUGUACGUCCAGUUCGUCUACUCCCCCGUGGUCCGGAUGGUGACCUUCAGGAAUGGCUUUGUGGGUUUGUCUCAGCAGGGUUCUGUCAUCAAGGAGGUGUUCCGCUGUCCAGAACACAUCAGUCCAGACUACAACCCUCUGAGGAACAUCAAGGCCCAGUACCGGGUCACCUCCAGGGAGAAGAGCCGGGAUGACAAGCAGGACUCUGUGUCCGACUUCCAGGACUUUAACCCGGCCCAGUUCAACCUGAACCUCAUGAGCAUGCUCAGAGCGAAACCCUCCUCCACUUGUCUCAUACUGUAGGACACUGGGGCCCAAACGCUGGCUCCUGGACCCUUUAACGGCCUCACGGUUCUUAGAUGCCUCAAAAGAAUUUUUUUUUUCUUUUUUUAACUAUUAAAACAUAUUUUACUAUCACCAGAGUUAAUGUACAUGUUCUUCAGAGCAGACACCUGCUAUCCUGUGAAAUGUCUGCACAUGUUCAUUUUCUAUGCCGAUGUUUAUGAAAAAUGCACUAAAUAUCAGUUUUGGAUUGUAGAAUUCUCUAACUUUAAUAGCAUUAAAUCCUUUCUUUGACCUAUUGAAUGCAGCUGCAGCUUAGCUAACUAAAGGUGUUUCCACCCGACACAUUUUGGCAAAACCAUACAUGUUUUAAAUAAAUGUCUGUAUGUGAUUUUUUUAUUAGCAGUGAAAGUACAGCUACUGUCUUCUCCAGAGACACACACUAGCUGUUCAGAGGAGUCUCUCAAGUCAGCAGGGUGGGUGUUACAUAUAAAAUACCGAAAUAUUGAAAUGGAGGCAGGCUAUGACUGUAAAAUUUGUUGCCCGGACACUGUGUUGUGGUUUGAUGUGGUUAGCAUGUUGCUAACAGUGUGCAGAGCUGUCAUCAAGGCAAACAAUGGUUUUUAAGAAGAAUCUAAAAUAUAAGGUAGUUUUGAUAACUUCGAUUUUGUUCUAUAGUGUAGAAAACAAACAAAAAAAUGUAACUACUGACUGAUGUUGUACAGUAUAUGGAAACAAGCCUCCACUGCACUUGUUUAGUUUUAAAGGGACCUAUUAUGAUUUUCCAUGUUUUCUGUCACGGAAAACAUGGAAAAGCAUAAUUACA